Molecule: messenger RNA, 1912 nt
Organism: Thalassophryne amazonica
Lineage: Eukaryota; Metazoa; Chordata; Actinopteri; Batrachoidiformes; Batrachoididae
Gene: gpr20
Product: G protein-coupled receptor 20
Exons: 8
Coding region: 1-1440 (479 amino acids)
Biological process (GO): positive regulation of Rho protein signal transduction; phospholipase C-activating G protein-coupled receptor signaling pathway
Cellular component (GO): membrane
Molecular function (GO): G protein-coupled receptor activity
Source: RefSeq, a predicted model, not a curated record
AUGACAGAUAAAAGUUCAACAUCUGGUGUGCAGAUUUUCUCUCUGACAGUCACAGAGGUGCAUCUGACAAUCAAGACGAAGCGGAGCUCCAAAACCAUCGAUGAGCAGAUCGGCGUCUCGGUCUUCCUCAGUAAGCCAUGUCUCCGUAAAGGCCAUGACACAAGUGUUCCUGAAGUCCUUUUGAAAGUGGACAUUUCCUUGAAGUUCAUCCACUUUAUUUCUCAGGGACUGAACAUUUCCCAUAAUCAUGACACAGGCAAGGGGAUCCUGUUUCGACUUCAACAAAUCAUCAUCCUCCCUGUCUCCACUACUACUGUCAUCAACACCAACAUUAAGAUGAACUCCAGCAUCACUGAAUCCUGGGUUUCUAUCAACACAUCCUUUUCGGUUUUGCCAAUAACAGCUACCAAGGCUAACAGCAGUGGAAUGGAAGCGUGUCUUCAUAAAUUGGCUCAUUUGGAUGAAGGACUCUACAAUGACUUUUAUGGCCUUUGGAUUACCUUAAUGGUUGUAAAUGUUCUCAUAUUCCUGGUGGGCAUGAUGCUCAACAUGCUAGCACUGUAUGUUUUUUGUUUCCGCACCAAGCAGAAGACCACCUCAGUGAUUUACACCAUCAACCUGGCGGUGACAGACCUGUUGGUUAAUCUCUCUCUACCAACUCGCAUCCUGCUCUACUACAGCGGAGGAGGUUGUCUAACUUGCUCCUACCUGCACAUCUUCAGCUACUUUGUCAACAUGUAUUGCAGCAUCUUGUUUCUGACCUGCAUAUGUGUUGAUCGUUACCUCGCCAUUGUGCAGGCGGAAGCAUCCCGUCGGUGGCGGAACUCCAGUGUGGCCAGAUGUGUGUGCGCUUCUGUCUGGUUCUUUGCCAUCGUGGUUACCUACUCCAUCCUCUCCACUGUUUUCCAGCAUACAGGCUGCUGUGUCUCAAAGCUUCUCUUUCUCACUAUCACUGAGUUCUUCCUACCCCUCGUCAUCAUUGUAGUCUUUACUUUGCGAAUUAUGUGGGCCCUUGCAGACCGUCGCCUGAUGCAGCAGAGCAGGGAGAGGAGGAGAAAAGCAGUGCAGCUACUGAGCACUGUGCUAAUUAUCUUCACUGUCUGCUUCACUCCCUUUCACAUCAGACAGGUGGUGGUGUACUUCUAUCCUGAUAUGCCCCAUCAUGUCAUAGUUUACCAUCUGACAGUCACUCUUAGCAGUCUGAACAGCUGCAUGGAUCCUGUGGUCUACUGCUUUGUUACAAAUAAUUUCCAGUCCACGAUGAAGAGUUUGUGCCACCGCGUGGAGCGGUUGCAGAGCAGCGGUGAGAUCAUCAGCAUGCAGCACAGCUCGAAGGCCUCCAGAGGGUCAGCCAACGCCGGCGCCAAUAAUGUGAUCAUGAUGACCACCAUUUCCACUUCACUACAAAGAGACAAUUUUGGGAAAAACCACAUGCUGUAAUUAUCCUUUUACACGGGGCGAGAAGAAGUCGCUUGGUGUGCGUCUGGGGAAAUACAGCUGAUAUUUGUGGACUCGGCGACAGAUGAGCAGCGAUAACAGCAUCAGCACGUUGCACGAGCGCACAAGACUGAGAGUCAGCUGUCACAGAUUUAAUAAUGAGGAUCAGCUAAUGCAGAAGAAAUCGGACAUCAUACAAUACUUCUUCAGAGUCCUGAGAGCUUUGAUUAACUACUUCAGUGAAGUACAAGAGUGAUGAGGGACAAUGGAGUUUGCCACUUAAUGAGAUCACCAGGCCAAGAAGCCUUUGCUGUUCUUCCACCUCAUCUUUCUCCAUAUAUUGACUUUGUCUCUCAUUAUUUCCACAGACUGUAUUCCAUUUCCCCGGUAGUAUCUGUUACUAUGGUGGCCGAUAGGGGUCACAACACUUCCAACUUCAGACAGCACUUAUAAACACAAAAAGUACCUGCAGCAA